AUUAAUCGCGUUCAGGGGCGCGAGUAUGAAAUAGAAAUGUGAAAUCAGCAGCGUUGAGAGUUUACCUCCGAUCCGAAGAGCCGUGUCAGUUGGUGUCAGUUGGUUUCAGUCUGCGAUCGUGUUAGGAGUGUUUGUGCCUUAACUUGAACGAUGCCAUGAAUCUCGAGUGCGCCAGUUCGAAUUCGCGAUUUUAAAAUUCAGUGGCAAGGUGUAUGAUAUUAUAAGCUACCUUGGAUAAAGAUGUCAGUAGAUUUUGGAAGAUUCUUGUAGAAUUCACAAUCUAUACUGAUACAUCGCGAUGCCAAUCCGAUGGGAGAGCAACAGGUUCUACUCAACGCAGGGGGACAUCGAGGGCCUAGAGAAACGAUACGAUAUUAUCAUGCUGUAUAGCGGUGAAUUAUAACUCACGAUUACAUCUGUAACUGGUGCAAAUGUCAACUAAAGAAUGUGACAUUGGCGACGUGUAAUCGUUGAAAGUGUAAUUUUGGAUACCAACGCAGAUCUCGACACUACUACGGAUGAUCUAGAAAAGUUAUCCAAUAUGGCGUCUACCGAUCUGUCGUUCGGUUCUAUACCAGCCUUCUACAGAGAGGUUUAUGAGAAGUGUUCACCCUCCGGAGGAAAUGUUGAGAGGGAAGUGUUUAAAUCACUCCUCGUAAAGUCCCAACUGAGCAGCUCCAUCCUCAGCCAGAUCUGGGAGUUGGUAGACAGCAAGACUGGAUAUUUAACACGCAGUGGGCUCUACAAGGGUCUGGCGUUAGUUGCUUUUGCACAGCAGGGUAAACAGCCGAGCGAUAAACUCCUAGAAAUUUCAGAAUCUCAAGAAUUACCAGUACCUGCACUUGGAGAUCUGACAGAAGUGGUUCUUCUUGCGCAGAGAAUGCACAAGGGAAGUAAUCCCUCCAAAUUGAAUCUAACUUACAAUGAUAUUUGCAACAUAGAUACCAUAGAAGUCAACUUGGUGCCUGAGAAAAAGGGAAUAUUCUUGAAGCAUGUCGAAUAUCAAGUGACAAGUAAGAGGUUUAACUCUAUUGUCUACCGGCGAUACAAUGACUUCAUAUCUCUCCAUGAACUCCUUAUAGCUAGAUUCCCUUACCGGCUUAUACCGAAACUGCCACCAAAGAAGAUAGUCGGCGCGGAUUCUCAAUUUUUGGAGGAAAGAAGGCGUUCGCUACUCAGGUUUCUCACAUUGAUAGCACGCCACCCAGCGGUCAGCAAAGACCCAAUUGUGCAGUUUUUUUUUACAUUUACUGGAGAAGACACGCAGCACAAGAUCCGGGAAGUGUUCAGGCGUGUUCCAGACGAAUUUGCGACAUCGGAACUCUCUUGCCAAGCGAAGGAACUCGUUCCCCCUGAAACGUUAACGGAGUUUGCUAACAGCAGGGACCAAAUUCGAGUUAUACUGUCCGGUAUAUCCAGACUCAAAAAUAUAGCAGAUUGUUUAGCUAUCCGCUCUCAUGGCUAUGCAGUCGACAUGGCCGAACUUGGAACUCAACUGAGCAACUUGGCUAACGAACCCCAUGGUGCCAGUGCAUGGGCCACAGGAGGAUCGACAAUCUGGCAUGACAUGAAAAAAGGAUUUCACGUUAUUUCAAAAGAAUUUGGCCUUCUUUCAACCAGAGCUUUGCAACAGGCAGUGAUAGAGGAAAGCAUGGUGUGUGAAAGGCUGAACUUACUAUCAGAUAUUCUCAUCGCUCACAGGGUAUUAUGUGAGCGACACGAGAGAGGAGUGAGUGCCGAUCAUCAGCGAGCACUUUCCACUAUGCUAUCAUUGAAAAAACGGCAGAUGCAAGGAGUUAUUCGUGGAACGGAUGCAGACACUGUUGAGUAUUUGGAAAAUAAGAUGGUGGCUCAAGAAACUGUGAUUGCAAAUGUCGAACUGAGAAAUGCAUUCUCACUCCAUUGUCUGCAUAUGGAAACUCAAUUAGUUCAUGCGCAUUUGGAAAUCCUUGCCACGGUACUCCAAAGCCUCGUCAGUGUACAGAUUAGAGGGCAUUCAGAAGAUUUGACGUAGAAUACGAGUUGACGGAGGUGUGGAAAUUGAUGGAGCCGACCAUAACGAAGUGUUUGCCAGAAAAAUCAACGGGAAGUUCGAGAAACGGAGUCUCAUAGUAAUUUAAUGUUUCUUUUUGAUCUGAAUCGUGCAGCGUUUGUACGUACAACUCGUUGCGAAACGAAUGCGAAAUACUCUAUUUUUAAUGAUAACACGAUGAAGUUAGUUAUAAAUAAUCUGCGCAUACAGAAGACCGAGAACCAAACAAAUCAUUCAAGUUCGAUGGAAAUGAGUGGUGUACUAUGGAUAGCGAUUAGAAUAUAGUAUCUCCGUGCAAUAUCAUGAUAUCGUAUUACCAUAUAACUAUACGCAAAUCAAAUGUUAGAAAAGCUAUGUUGAUGCAUCACAUUAUGCAGAUUUUAGUGAUUCGACUUUUGUCGGAGAUUUAGUUAAACCAAGAUUUUUAUGACUCGGGCUUCUUGUUUUACAGAUGUCUUCUUUGGUAAUGGAUAUAGAAUUAUUUCUUUUUUACUUCGUUUCGAUCACAUAAGCUCAGAACAUUCCUUGUUAUGUACUUAAUAUAUUUUACAUGUAUAUAAUUGUUAAGAUUAAACUUUAGGUAUUGUCUCAUACAAUAUCUAUAGAUAUCAAUCGUGUACAUAGAAAUUAAUAUUGAAAUGUGCCUUUCGUAUAUGUCUUGAGAGCAUAUAUAUAUUGUAUAUAUAACAUAACUGCGUAGUAUAUACCCACAAUGAUUAUUUCGAAUGUUUUGUACAGCGUAACAAUCACAAUUUUAAAAUGGAUAAUUGAAUAAUUGUUGAUAAAAUUCUUAAAAUUAA
This is a messenger RNA of Athalia rosae (coleseed sawfly), 2832 nucleotides long. RefSeq names its product sorting nexin-8-like. Lineage: Eukaryota; Metazoa; Arthropoda; Insecta; Hymenoptera; Athaliidae. The transcript is spliced from 10 exons. Gene Ontology annotation, biological process: retrograde transport, endosome to Golgi. Gene Ontology annotation, molecular function: protein binding; phosphatidylinositol binding. Bases 542 to 2014 code for a protein of 490 amino acids. The record is from RefSeq and is a predicted model, not a curated record.